Molecule: messenger RNA, 1049 nt
Organism: Microstroma glucosiphilum
Lineage: Eukaryota; Fungi; Basidiomycota; Exobasidiomycetes; Microstromatales; Microstromataceae
Product: Cwf15/Cwc15 cell cycle control protein
Exons: 2
Coding region: 17-922 (301 amino acids)
Biological process (GO): mRNA cis splicing, via spliceosome
Cellular component (GO): catalytic step 2 spliceosome
Molecular function (GO): RNA binding
Source: RefSeq, a predicted model, not a curated record
CUUGUGAGCCUCCACCAUGUCUUCCGCCCAUCGCCCCACAUGGACUCCCGCUCAGGGCAAAGGCGACAAUCGCCACGUCACGAGAGUCACUGGCGUUCGCGAAUUGCCAUCCCAGACCACGCUCAAGUACAGGCAAUCUCAAGGCGAUCAAGUCGUUCCCUCAAGCAACGAUUUUGGGGAAGAGACUCGAGAGCAGCUCAAGGCGAGACUAGCCAGGGCUGAGAAGGAUGCGAGGAACAAGAAGAGGAAAGCGCAAGGAUUGGAGCCUGAGCCCGAGUCAGCUUCCGAGGCGGAGGAGGAGGAGGAGGAAUUGACACAGCUUGAAUUCAAGAAACCUAGGACGAUACAGAGGGACGAUGAGACAAGCUCCAAAGGCAAAAGCAGAGCCCUUGAAUCUGAAACACAAGACGCCGACGAGGGGGAAGAGAGUGAUGCUGUCGAUGUAGAUGAUGAUGAUGAAGAGGAUGACGCAGAAAUCGAGGCUCGAGCUAGGGCAAUUCUGAAAGCUCAAGGUGGCGAUGAGGAUGGCAGCGAGGACGAAGACGAAUCGAGCGAAUCUGAAGACGACGACGACGAUGACGAAGAUGAGACGGCCCAGCUCAUGAAGGAGCUCGAGAAGAUCAAGGCCGAGAGGGCAGCGGCGGCAGCACAGAAGGCCCGCGAGGAAGAAGAGGCAAAGGAAAAGAGGGAAGAAGAGAUCGCCAAGGGCAAUCCUCUCCUGAACGACGGCAUCAAGGAUAAAGAGGCCUUCACGGACGAUGGCUCGAGCAGUGUCGCUUCCUUUGGCGUCAAAAGGAGGUGGGACGAUGAUGUCAUCUUCAAGAACCAGUCUGCAGGGUCAAAGGCGAACAACCCGGACUUUGUAAAUGACCUUACCAGGACCUCCUUCCACAAAGAAUUUCUCCACCGCUACAUCAAAUAAAUGUCGCCCGCUUCCUGUAGGGUCUGUCCUUUGACCAUUAUGUACUUGUAACCAAUUAUUGCAAAGCCUUUAACUAAGGCUUGCACACUUCACCUUGGUGGGCUGCUGUCAAUGCCAUAGAUGAUCC